Messenger RNA from Bactrocera latifrons, 1100 nucleotides. RefSeq lists its product as uncharacterized. The record is from RefSeq and is a predicted model, not a curated record. The transcript has 2 exons. Lineage: Eukaryota; Metazoa; Arthropoda; Insecta; Diptera; Tephritidae. The coding region runs from base 437 to 913 and encodes 158 amino acids.
UAAACGGUUCACCUGUAAGAAUAUACGAUUUACUUGUAAAAAUAAAUACAUGUGUUUAUAAUAUUACUCGCAGAAAUAUGGUCCUUCGAGAUAAAAAGAACGGCAGUGUGGCGAAAAAUUAAAAUCAAAACGGUUAAAAAGUGAAUAGCAGAAAUUCUUGGCGUGCGGUAAAACAAGAAGUGUUACAUGGAUAUACAUACAUAUAUAUAUAUUUACAGUAACGGACAAUAACACAGAAGCAUCUAUGUAUAUAUAUACAGUGACAAGCAAAAUUACAAUUUUGUUCGAAAAAGUGCUGUGACACAAUAAGUCAACAAUAACAUUACUAAUAAAAAAAAACAACAUUAAAAAAAAAAUUUAAUAAACCAACAUAUUCACCUAACCCAACCUGCGGAGACACGAGGAGCAGAGCUUAUCAGAUAAAGGCAAAACCUGUAUGGAGACCCCUCCGCCCCCCAGAACUGCAAUACAAAUUGAAAUGGAUACACCUGUAAAUCCCACGCCAACUCUCCGUUCGGCUGUUACUGUGCCUCGCUCCGGAAUUGUUCCAGUAGCAGCGCCCCGAACCAUCACGGCAGCAACGGCGCCAACCGUGGCACGAAGCUCAACACGCGCAGCACCGACGCCGGCGCCUCCGAAACCGCACCGCACCAGAUGUUCGCUCUGUUGCCGUUCUCAUAGGCUGCAGCAUUACUCUAUUUUCAAGGGAAUGUUACCCGUACAACGUCAGAAGGUGGCACAGGCACAUUGUUUGCAACCUAACCAUGUGGCACGGCAUCCAGAAGCUGGAUGGUCCUGGCGCCCCCUCAAUACGACAUCCACGCGCAACCAAUUAAGGCCACAACCUCACCACCCCACCGGCCUGAGCGGCGUUGUAGCUACGUUACGGGCACUACAGCGUCUACUAGGCUAGUACUCGCCUAGGGGGGCCGGGAUGUUGAAAUGAACUCCAGUCGCCCGAACUAAUUUAACUAAAAGGCAUCACUGAUCAGUGAAUACAACACUCUCCACAUCAACAUGUUAAUUAGAAAACAGGGCAUCACUGAUCAUCUCCACACCAAACUGUUUUUGUUCCAUUUUUCAUUUUAUACAAACGAGAA